GCGUUUUAGGUUCGAUAUUCUAAACCUUUUCGCUAGAAAUUAAUAUUUUAUUCUUAUAUGUCAUUUAAUGUCAUUAUGCCAUGUUAGUUUGACGCUUUCCUUCGCAAUAUCGGUGUAAUGUUUAAAAUACCAAGUUUUUCAAGAUAUUUCUCAUCAAUAUCCCAAUGAUGAGAGCAGAAAGAAAAUGUUGCAGUCGUUGCAGAUAGCCGCCUUCGCUUUGUUAUGGAUUGCCUGUUCCGCCGAUGACUUCUACCCAGACAACAACACGUACAGCACUGUCCCCGGCAUCGCCGCGUACCGCUCUGCUCUGACACUGGACUGGCUGGACAAGGGCUCCCAGCAACGACAGUUCGCACAUGCAUUCGGGAGUGAUAACCCGAUGCUUUCUAAAGACUUCGAGGGAUCGGAGUGUAUGGAGUAUACGAGGCCCGCUGCUGGGAAGAUCGCCAGGCUUAUGCUGGAGCUGUUGAAAAACCUUGAAAGUGAUGAUGGCGUCAUCCAAGAAUUAGCUCAGACGCUAGCUCGCACUAAGCUUCUCAUGCCGACCUCGAAGUUGGAUUUGGAACCAGAUUUAGCAGCGCUAGUGCAGACCCCCCAGGUCAUGCAGGGCGAGCCCCAUGACACCUUGCCGAGGGUUCUGGCUGCGGUGUGGAUGCUGGCCGAAGACCCUGCCAUCACCAAGGAUAACGGCUGGUGCCCAAUUGAACAGUUGACCCAGUACUUGGAUUCGGCCACGCCAGUGGAGAUCGCAGUGCGCAUGCGGGCAGUGGAUCCCAUCCUCUCGCGCGCACGUUAUAUAUUAGAAGACUUUUUGCAGAGUAUCGCGCCUAUGAGUAUCAAGUGGAAGGUGCCGACUAUGUUAAUGAUGUCAACUUCCAGAUUCGACUUUAGCAAAAAGAGCCCUUUACACACCACAAAGUCGUCUACAAUCACAAUCGAUUCCCGUGAGGCCUCCAUCACCAACACGCCCCCCACUCGAGCUGAGCAGGCAAUACCGGUUGUGCGGAAUUAUAUUUUGCCUGACGAAGACCGAAUGUUACAUACUAAAUUUUCAGCAGCAAAUAUAAACAAAGUGUGUAUUUAUACGUAUUGUCUAGCCUUGUGUUUUGUUAAUGGGUUGAGUUAUGUUAAAAUUUUAAUUAUUAUGCUUUGGCUAAAUUAUUAAAGAGAUAUCCUGUUGAA
Molecule: messenger RNA, 1182 nt
Organism: Cydia pomonella (codling moth)
Lineage: Eukaryota; Metazoa; Arthropoda; Insecta; Lepidoptera; Tortricidae
Exons: 5
Coding region: 185-1165 (326 amino acids)
Source: RefSeq, a predicted model, not a curated record